Messenger RNA from Mus musculus (house mouse), 9208 nucleotides. It is a transcript of the gene Mafk, whose product is annotated as v-maf musculoaponeurotic fibrosarcoma oncogene family, protein K (avian). The coding region runs from base 6603 to 7073 and encodes 156 amino acids. Gene Ontology annotation, cellular component: nucleus; nucleoplasm. Gene Ontology annotation, molecular function: sequence-specific DNA binding; DNA-binding transcription repressor activity, RNA polymerase II-specific; DNA binding. The record is from RefSeq and is a predicted model, not a curated record. Gene Ontology annotation, biological process: negative regulation of transcription by RNA polymerase II; regulation of DNA-templated transcription. The transcript has 3 exons. NCBI's taxonomy places the organism in Eukaryota, Metazoa, Chordata, Mammalia, Rodentia, Muridae.
UUCGGGAACUGGGUAGGGGAACCCAGAGUUCGUGCACCUGCGGGAGGAGCACCCCGAAGGCCGCGGGACCCAGCCUGGGCCUCGAGCACGUGCCACGCGGGACCUAGCUCAAGGCCCACACGGGACCCACCACGUGCGGGAGAGUGGCACCCGGGAGCCGUGCGCACCUGGCCAUUUCCGUCGGCGUAGAAUUCGCCCCCACCUCGCCCCCGGCCGGGACCCCGAAAGGGCCUGAGUAACUGGUGUCACUUUCUAAUCAGCUGACCGGCCAGCGGUGCCGGAUGUGGAAGCUGUGGGUGGGGAGCGAGGCAGGUGACCGUCUUGGCCAGCCUAUCGCUUCCGUCACUUUCUUCAGGUGUGGUCUGGGGCCAAGGUCCCAUCCAACUCUGAAGUGCGAGGUUCCCUAGUAGGGUGAGCGGAUAGGCGUGUUAAGAGUGUGCAUGUUUACGAGCGUGCGGCGAGAAAUCAGAAGCAAAAACUCUAGCAAAUUACAGGUGAAGAAAGCCUCGUGGGUCCUAGGUGCCUAGAUUAGAUCUCUUUGGGGGAGAUAGACUCCUCUUCUGGUAUCCUUGAGAUAACAGCCACUCCAGCCUCCUAGAACUUGCCCCGUAAGAACGCAGUCGGUAUUUGGGAGGUGAGGCUGCUUGGUGCUCUUGUUUCUCUAGGGAAGUUAGUCUGAGCCUCGCUUUUCACACAGCUCUCAUUGCUAACACAGAUGCACUUUAACAGUUCGCCUUCCAAUUGAUGGACAGGCACUCAGUACACUCAGUCCUCAAAAGCUAGCUUGUGUCUCAGCUGGUAGGUAGUUCACCCCUUCCACUCCUGUGGAGUCACUAAAAUUAGCCCUGGGACCCCAGAGGUUGGCACUGCUGAGGUCAUACUGUGGCAGCAACAUUUCAGAAGGUAUCUGGUGGAGUGCACGUGGGUACUUUGAUGCUUUGAGCUGGUGUUUUAGGGCCAGGUAACUUCUUUCAAAGGUGUUGGUCUAAAGCCAUUAUGUUAUGGUGGCACAUGCUUGUACUCCUAGCACAUGGGAGUCUGAGGCAGGAAGAUCUUGAGUUUAAGGUUAGCCUGGAUUGCUUAGCUAGUUCAAGACCAGCCUUAGUUACAUAGCGAGACACUGUCACACAAAACCAAACUGAAACAGUAGGUGUGAAUUUAAGCAUGUGGAUGGAGUCAAGAAAGCUGUAUAGGCAGGACCUACCUGCAGCCCAUGUCACUGGGGACAGCCCUCACUGAUGACAAAAACCUUCCUCUCUCCUUAGAUAAAUCACGAGAAAUGUGGUGUUUGACCUUGGUAAAGGGAAUGUGUCUAAUGUGAUAACUUCUUGUGAUUCCAAAAGAAAAGAUUUACUAGACAAAACACAAAGCCAGGCUUUGCUGGAGUACAUUCUCCUCUUGUUCUCCAACUGAGCUGGGCUUGCAGGGCCCUGUUCCAAGUUCAGGGCUGUGUACUUUCCAGGUAGUUGCUAAAAAUGGACGUUGGAUGGAGGGUCUGGGGAGGCUCUGUUUUCCCGAGAGUCUGCUGUUUCUGUGUCCCAGCCCUUUCUCUAGCACCUCAAGGCUUCUGGUGAGUCUUUUCUGGCCAUUACUUCCUAAGGACCCUCAGUUUUUAGUCCCUGGCUCUACCAGCCCCAGGGCUUGUUUACAGUCUCUGCUAACUCUUUCUUGCAGUCUAGACUAAGAAGUUGUGUCUGUUUUUGCCCCGGCUGUUCUGAGUCUAAAGGUUUCUUGGGGUGGACUUUCUGGAUCUCGGGUCUAGUCCACACGGGAAAUGGAAAUCAGGCCAGCUGGGAGAAUUCUCUGUGUGGCCGAUCUCUGGAGCUAUAAACAGUGACUCAUUCUCCCGCCCCACCCUCCCUGUCCCCUGCUCCGCUCCGGGAAGAUGCCUGGUCACUCAUAUUUACUUUUGCUUUUUAUAAGUCACACACAUGCGUUCUGUUUCCUCUUUCCUGCAGUUUCAGGAAACUGAAAGUGUUAUCUGAAAACCUAUAGAGUUUCACAGAGGUAGACCUGAGCCCCAGUGAUCAAACACCACACUGCUUGGUGUUGGGGAGGAUACUACAGCCUUGCUUGCUUGAUGGCCUGGCCUGAGGUCAGAGGUCAGGGUUAGAGGAUAGGGGCUGUUGUGUCUGAUGACACACCUGUCAGCUCUUCCUUGGGGCUGUCUGGUAUGGUAGGGGGAGAGCACACACCCUCCGCUCAGCUUCCUUUUUUGUCUGAGUCCCCGCCUCUGUCUGUCUAUAAAACAGACCUUGAUACCCUGAAGGAGCUGGUAUCAGCAACACACGCUCUCUGCUUAACAGAAGUUGAUUGUGCAUGGAAGCUGCUGAAAGAAUGUUCUAGAACCAGGUCUAGGUCCAGGGAAAAGGCUGACUUUCCAAAGACAGCAAUUAGGAGGGCUUUCAGGAAGAAGUGGAAGUUGAGGCUAGAGUGGAGACCCCAUAUCCAUCAUAGCCAGGAACACUCACCAGCCAAAGAAGGAAGCCCAGACAGGGAAGCUCAGAAGGGCACCCCAAGACCUAUGUUAUCUGUGGGACUAAGUCUGAGGCACCAAGAUCAGAGUUGGGGAUCUGUUACACCAAGGUCCAGAGAAGAACUGGACCGUGCAUGGGGCUGGGUAGGUCAAGAGCUGGUUCUGUAGUUCCAGCACUUGGAGGCUGAGGCAAGAGAAGACCAAUUCCAGACUAGCCUGGGCUGUUCGAGGCUCCGUCUUAAACAAGCAGGUCUGGAGAGGUAACUCAGUUCGUAAAGUGUUUGCUUGAGCCCACGUAAAGAUGUUAGAUGUGGUGGCAUACUCUGUCAUCCCAGUGUUGGCUAGGGAGAGACAGGAAGAUCACUGAAUCUCUCUGGUCAGCUAGCCUAACCUUUGUGAUUAGUUCCGGGCCACUGAGAGUCCUGGUUUCAGACAAGUGAGAUAUACCCAGUGGGGUGGCUCAGGGGGUAGAGGUGCUUGCCAUCAAGCCUGGUGGCCUGAGUUCAAAGCCCCAAGACCCGCAUUGUAGAAAGAGAGAACUGACUCCCAAAAAUUAUCCUCUGAUCUUCACACCCACUUUGGCAAGUACACACACACACACAGAGACACACACACACACACACACACACACACACACACACACAUGUCUGGGCUUAGCUGUUUCCUGGGGACAUCCCCAGUGAAACAUGGAGAGUAGAAAGUGGCUGGAGCCCCAGGACCACCAGCGAUGGGCCAGAGCCACUCAGUCAGUCAGGGAGAGGAGGUCAGGUUAGAGGCAGAGGGAGGGCAGCCACAGUUGAGGGAGGUGUGCCGUGCACCCUGCUGUCAGCCUCGAAACUGCUUGAGUCACCUCUGCAUGUAACUGGGAUGACACAGCUUCCUGAGAUUGCAAGCGCAAGGUGACCAGACGUCCUCUAGGCUAGGCAGACAGUUGUGGCUUAUGGGAGGGCGGCCAGCCAGCCUGAGCUGGGUGGAGAUGCCCAGCCACGCGCUGUGGGAGGACGGCACAGUGAAAUCUUAGUGGUCUGCAGUGGCAGGAGCUCAUUUGACCAGCUGUGUUGUGGUUCAUCAGCAUGUGGCCACUGUCUGUCGGGGAUGUGUCAGCCCCAUGUGUCCUCGGGGUCCUGGAAAGGGUGCUUGGCUUUGGGUAUUUGUGAGAGGCUCCGGAACAGAGGUGGCCACAUCCUUAGUGGCUUUAGGUUCUGUGGCUGCCUGCUGUCAGGGUGACGCUUGCUGUCUGGGGCAUGAACCUGUUCCCUUGGACAGACUAGGUCUCUCGACACCCACCCUGCUCCCUUCCCCCAUUCUGGGAGACCAGAAACCUGAAGAGCACACAUCUUGGUCAGCUGGAUUGGGGGCUGGAGUUGCUGUCACCCCAAGGAACAGGGGGUAUCACUCAGAACCCCCAGGUUGGUGUUACAGUUGCAGCAGAGUGAGAUGGGUGAUCCAUGUUAUACACUACCUGGGGAACAUGGAGACCUUUUGAGACUGAGACCUUUUCUGGUCCACCAUAGCACUAGUAGCAAGUACAUAGUCUCUGUAGCUCCCUGUCUGUUUGUCCUUCUUGCUGUGUGCUAGGACUGCCAGGAUGUCGUGCAGGAGAGAGUCUUGAUGCUAUAAGUGCCCCCAAUAGUGCAGUCAGUGCAGUGGAGUGCUGAGGAACUGCUUCCGGGGAGCAAAAGUAGGUAGGAUAGGCGAUGCUCUGCCUGCUCCCCCACCCCCAUCCCCUCUCCCAUACGGAAGACAGUCUGCUAGCAUCUGCUACCUGCUGUCUCUGGAUGCCAGGCUGGACUCCCUUGCUCUGCGGCAGUGUGCCUCUCUGCUCUUUAUGCACAGGGCCUCUUCUAUCCCAGUCCAUCUUCAAGUGGAAGGACUGGCCACCCUGUCCCUGCUGGCUGGCCGUGUUUAUCAGAGGAGCUGGGCUUGGGCAGGGGUAGCUUCUCCCUAAGUUGUCCAGGCUGACUUUGAACACACUCUGUAGCCCAGGUUGGCCUUGAACUUGUAGUUCUCCCAGGGUCUAGGAUGGCAGGCCUGGCUUGGCCUUCGAUGGAUAGGUUGGGACUGUACCCAGGUGCUUGGCGUACACACACUGAGUUGCUGAAAAUCUCUGUCCCUUAGAUCGUCCCCCGUGAUUGCAACCAGGCAGAAGGGCAUGCAUGCCUCUGUCUGACUCAGGGCAAACGUGCACCUCACCUUUCCCCUGGACAGACUUCUACAAUGUUGGUCAUGAAGGAUGGAGUCUGAGUUAUUUUGACAGGGGGUGCAGGUGUUCCUGCUGAACAGGGUUCCAGAAGCUGAAGCCUAGCUGGGGCGGGGUAGGCUGGGGUAAAAACAUUAGCUCAGUCUAAGUGUGCACCCAGGACUCCUGAGUGGGGGCUUCAGGACUCCACUUGUCAUCUCUGGGGUCUUUUCUCGCAUCCUCUUUUUCUGAGGAAAUGACCCCAGCAUUGAAGGGGUUGGCAUUUGUCCAUGGCCUCUGGGGUUUACUUAUUUUUAAGCCAGCUUAAGUCUGAAGAAGGAUCCUUGAACUCAGACCCCAUCAGAAGCCCACAAAGAGGGUAUACAUGGAAAGUGCCAGGGAGGGGCCCUUCCUGCUGGCCAGGUGGUCUCCAUCCAGUGGUCAGUUGACUCUCGUGGGGUCACCUGGGGGCAAGCCCCUACCCCGUGCAUGUCCUGGCCACCCAGCUGUCACAGUACCAUCACUAUGGCAAUGGAAAGAUUCCUGCUCCAAGCUGAGCGCUGGCCUGCACGUCUCGGCACCCGUGGGUCUGAGUUGAUUCCCCCUUCUUCCAGGCACCUUCCUUUUCCGCUGGCAGUGGCCCCUGGGGCCCGUGAGCAUGCGGGUGGGAGGGGUGUCCUUGUGUGGGAAUGUGAGCCGGCUCUGUAAACAGCCUGUGACUCACCACAUAGCUAUGUCACUGACGCUGGAGUUGCAAGUUGGAAGAGAUGCCCAAUCCCUCCUCCCUCCUUACACGGAAAACUUUCUCAGGGCUCCCGGGGCUCCUAGGCGCCUGGCUCCUGAGAGUUCCUAAUGGGGCAGCCCAGCACCUCUCUAGUGCCACUGUUACCUGGCUGGAGCUGGAGGUGAUCUGUGGACGAUACAUGCUCUGCCCGUAUCCCCAUGUGAUCUCUCAUCGACAUUGGAUCACCCUCACAAGCUCUGGUCCAUCUCAGGUCCCAGAUGGAUACUGUGACAGGAUGCAUGCUGCUUUACCUGAGUUCCUGGCCCUGCCCCUGUCCUGGUCGGCCUACUGCCAUUGCCCCUCAGCAUGACCAGCGAAGUCACCAGGGUACUAUAUCUACUACCAGAGUCAGUACCUUGUCUCUCGCUGAUGGCUUCCUGGGCAGUAAGGGUGGCGGGCAAUGAGACAGGACCCCAUCAGAGGUGGGGUCACAGUGUAGAGAGACAGAGCCUAAAGGCCCCUCACAUCUGUGGGGGAAGGGACAGGGAGGUCCUCCACUGUCUUGUUCAUGCCUGUCCUCCACACUCUCCUUUGUGUGAUUUCCCUGAUGUUCCUUGUUCUGUGCCCAUCUUUGUCAGGGUUUGAAAGACAAGAGCUGGGGGUGUAUCCCACUUUAAAGGCGUCCCUGUCCCUCUUACCCCUUCCCCACUUGUCAGGGAAUGAAUGGGUUUGUUUACUGCCUGAGAACCUCGUGUUGUCUUUCCGCACAGGCUUGACCCACAAGUCCCAAAUGCUUUUGGGCUUCUCUGUUGCCAUGGCGACAGUGGGGGGUUGGCUACAUCCCAAGGUCGUCAUGGCAACUAUCAGAGGGGAAUCAUGCUUGGGAUGCUUUGGCUGGCUUUUUCAUGAAUGAUGAGGGUGUGUGACACAAUGCAGACUGGAGAAUGAGAAGGGCGGGCAAGGGGGCUGGCGGGCUGGCCAUGGGGACAGGGCCUGCCAGACAGCCCAGUAAGUCUGCCAGGUGGCUGGAGUUCUCUGCCCGUGUCUCUGGCUGGAUCCUCUGAACCUGCUACCCACCAGUAGCCCCCACCCCACCCAUAGGGGCCUUGGGGUCACUCUGAGGGGCUGGGGUGGCCAGGGAGGAGUGGUGAUGUCACAGCUGCAGUGUCCUUCACGGAGCUACGAUUUUCUGGUGGUUCCGUCCUGGUGACAGGGCCCGGGUUAUGACGACUAAUCCCAAGCCCAACAAGGCAUUGAAGGUCAAGAAGGAGGCGGGUGAGAACGCCCCUGUUCUUAGCGAUGAUGAGCUGGUGUCCAUGUCAGUGCGGGAGCUAAACCAGCACCUGCGGGGGCUCACCAAGGAGGAGGUCACUCGGCUGAAGCAGCGGCGGCGCACACUCAAGAACAGAGGCUACGCGGCUAGCUGUCGCAUCAAGCGUGUGACACAGAAAGAGGAGCUGGAACGGCAGCGUGUGGAGCUACAGCAGGAGGUGGAGAAGCUGGCUCGAGAGAACAGCAGCAUGCGGCUGGAGCUAGAUGCCCUGCGCUCCAAGUAUGAGGCCCUACAGACCUUCGCUCGCACCGUGGCCCGAGGGCCUGUCACACCCACCAAGGUGGCCACCACCAGUGUCAUCACCAUCGUCAAAUCUGCCGAGCUCUCCUCCACCUCUGUACCCUUCUCAGCCGCCUCCUAGUGUCUGCUGGGGCCGGGCAGGGUGCGGGCAGUGGCACAGCCCUCAUGCCUAUCCCAGGCUCCCUGGCACAGAUUCCUCAUGUCUACCUGCCCACUGUGAACCCUGCGGGGCUGAGGGCAGGGACAGCAGGAACAGCAGGGACAGCAGAUGCAGGAUAAAAGGGAAGCUCUCAGGAGCCAGUGCCUCAAGCAACGCCCUCUCAAAUCUCUCCUUCCCCUGGGGGUGUGUUUUUAGGAGCUGGCAGGAACCACAUGGCCAACCAGGAUGAACAACUCUAGGCCCCUGCAGCAGAGUGUGAGGACUCGGUCUUCCACUUCUCCGGUGCCUGCUUGUCAGCACCGUUGGUGCCGUCCCCUCUAAGGGCCUCCAGCUGGGGUAGACACCAUUCUGCCUGUCCCUUUCUGGGCUUGGGCCUUCUUGUCCUUAUCAAAGGGCGCUACAACCUGCUUUAGCUCUUAGAGCCAGGCUCAUGUCCUGGGAAACACUUGCAGGGGCUAAUGUCUGUGUUCCUGUGUGUACACAGGCUACCAUCACAGCCUGUGGAGACUGGAAACCGAUGGCCAGGUGGCCACAUGGGAGAGCCUGUCCAGUAUGUGCGCCGAGGGUUGCAUGAAUGUCAUGGAGUGUCCCUGGAGGUCUGGUAGACUGCCCAUUGUGGUGCUGCAGGGGCCGCCUGUCCACAGAGCCAGCAAACAGCCAGGCUGGGGUUCUCUGGGGCUUAGCAGAGGGGAGAGAGAGAGAGGAGCAGGUGAAGCCUGAGAGGUGCUGAGAGAUGUCGCUGGCAGGUGAGACGUGUGUUGCUGCAAAAAGAACAGGAACGAAGUAGACAGGGAUAGUGCGGAGUCCUGGCAGUCGAGGUCCAGGGGAUGUGGAAGAGGCCUGAGAGGCAUAGUAUUAAGGGACAGAGACUGAGUCCGGAGGGCCUUGUGGACACACCCAUGGUAGGCAGGUCAGCAAGGACCCCAGGCAGACUGUAAGUUGCAAAUACUCUGCAUCUUUGGUGCCCACUUGUUACCUAAGCCUUUUCCUCCUUCAUAGAGCUCUGGGGCCACUGGACAUCUUGCGCUUUUUUACUGAAGGAAUCGUGUCCUCCAGGUCCUGGGGAAUAUGGUAGACAGGGAGUCAGGGGCAGGCUGAGUCACAGCCAGGCACUUAGAAAGCAAGCACUGUUGGAACCAUAGCCUUGGUAGGUAAUCCAUAUUGGAUAUCAAUAAGGACCAUGGAUAUUUAAAGAGAGAAGAUAUUAUAUAUAUAUAAUUAUACACACAUUUUAUCGUACAGAUUUUUCAUAACAAUUUUCUUUCCCAGUUUGAUACUGUAGAUCUUUAUUAAUGCAGAGUAGGUUGGACGGUGGGGUGGGGAACGAAGGCCCAGGGUGCCAACAGCCUUCCUCAGUCUUUCCUGCGGUGGCACUGGGCAGCUGGGUCACUGGUGAAGCCUGCUCCAGCACGUGUCACGCUGGAUGAGUACAGUGGUAGGCAGAUGACCACUGACUGUCAUCUUUUCUGUGGUGGCACUGGGCAUGCUGGGCCACUGGUGAAGCCUGCUCCAGCACGUGUCACACUGGAUGAGUACAGUGGUAGGCAGAUGACCACUGACUGUGGCUUGCUGCCCACGCCUGGCCUGUGGUGGUCUUCCUGGGCGGAGGCUCCAUAUUCUUGGCCUCCAGGGUAGACAGGGCUGUCAGUGCUACCCGGAGCACCCGUGCAGGGCACCUGCCUGGAGGGGCUGGGAAGGGUGUGAGUGCGCCCCAUGGCACUGUGUCACUGAAAUUUCAUUGUCACAAUUUAAUAUAUGGACAUUUUUAUUUAAAGAUAAAAGUGAGUUUUCUGUCUUGUUCCUUUGACUUCUGAAAGUAAGCUUUAACUUUUUCAAAAGGUGACAGGGACACAUGCUGACCACGCAGAGACCUGGCAUCCUCAGCCACCUGCCACUUGGCAAUUUCAUUUCAAUAUUUAUUUUUUUGUGCUUUUUUUUCCCUACCAUGUUAUAAAUUAUUGAGAAAAGAUCAAGAUCACAGACUGUUGGCCCCCUGUCUGCCCCCUGCCUCAUGGCCACCACCUAAUUUAUUGCUGUACAUGUUGCCGUGACUGCUUUUGUAUCUUUGCAAUAAAGAAUUUCCUGUUUGGGAUGCU